Blepharisma stoltei is the source of this 717-nucleotide messenger RNA. The record is from the annotation of a GenBank genome assembly. Lineage: Eukaryota; Ciliophora; Heterotrichea; Heterotrichida; Blepharismidae.
AUGAGUACAACAAGUAGAAGAGAAUUUACAUCUCUAAACAUCACAACUCGAGAUUUCGAAACUCUUCCAGUUCCUAUAUCUCUUCCACAGCCUCCUUUUUUAUCAAUUUACUCGUUAUUCCUCUUUGAGUGCCACAUCAUUUUAUCAAUCUAUAAUGAAACAUUAAGAACAUUCCCAAGAUUCCUUAGAAGCACGAUUUUAUUUACUUUAUUAUAUCUUCAAGCAUCCUUAUCAUGCCUUGCAGUCUCUUUAUGGGAAAAAUCAAUCAAUGAAGUAGCUUAUCUAAUAGUCCUUGCAUUUUGGGUAGUUGCUGUGUCUGAAGGAACAAUAACUAUUAUAGGAAACUUAAACAGAGUAAGCAGAAAAGGACUAAAAUCAGCUAAAAGCACAGAACAGUUCGUAAAAGUGACAAGAAAUAUAGAAAGCCGCAUGAAAAUCCGAUGAUUUAUUAUAUUUUUUUUAUGUGGGGUAAUAUUUUUGGUUUCUGCCAGCUAUUUUAUUCUGUUUUCAGGGUUUUCAGGAAAUCCAUGCAAGAAAUCAGCUCUCUGGGUCUUUAUUUUAUCACUAUUUAUUGAUUUUCUAAUCUACCAGCCAAUUUUAGCAUUUAUUUUAUCACUCAUCAAAUGGAAAGGCUUUGAGCUUAAGUUCCUACACAAAUUAGACAGUAUUAUUUAUAAGUUUAGGAUAUGGAAAGCGAUGAACCCAGACUAUGUUUAA